UCCGCAAUUCCGCACACAGAGAAAGGAAACAAGAAACAAGGAACGAAAAUUAUGUGAAUUUGUGCAGUGUUGCAAAUACGAACGUGUAAACUGUCCCAAUGCCGACAAAAACGAGGAAAGGCUUGCUGAGAAAGAAACUAGCAGCGGAGCGAUCUUGAAGUCCGGUUUUAUGAUCAACAAGGUCCGCGAGCCGGAAGUGUAGCGGAACCCUAUUUAUGUCUGGGUACAUUGUAAGCAAACUUUUUUUUAUUAUUACAUUUUUGUUUUUUGUUUGUUUUGGGAUUUGUGAGGUGGGAGUGGAUUGACUUUAGUGCGAGGAGUUGACUGAUGGAACCGAUGGAACGGUGUUUAUUAGUUUGAUCAUGAAUUGAUCAGCGUUGGGUUUGAUUGAUUAAGCUGAGCGACAUACUCGGUUGGACUACUCUACAAGGACGGGCGGUGUCAUCCCCCUAUCAAAAGCGAGACGCCCUUUGUGAGACAACAUUCACGAUGCUGCUGAUCCUCGACGACGACCACAAGCAACACCUCCACUUCAUUCGCGGCGUGGACGUCGCGGUAGCCCGGGAAUUCUGCAAAAUCGCCAACGAGUUCCUCCUCCGCGGCGUCAACCCCAAGGUGUACCACUCCGCUGCGCAGAAGCUCCAAGUCGAAGACGACGUCGUGCAGAACGCCGUGGAGGGCAUCUCGCACCUCCUCAGCCAGGCGGCCAAGUUCAAGCUCAGCGAACAGCAGUUUCAGGAAUCGCUUCUGCUGCUCAGCCUCCCCGAGCCGGUGUGCCAAGACUUGGUCGGCUAUCAUGUCGAGAACGAGAAGGGGCUUCGAAAACUUCUUAGCAGGAAGGCCAUUCCGUGCUGGAGCUUCUCGGGUCUCGAGUGGCGACUGGAAGCCGAGGUAGCUAGGCGCUGCAUCAAGUCUCAUGUCCGGCCCCUGGUCACCUUCAGGCUCAAGCUCAAGAAGGAAGACGGGGAGAGCCUAGAAAUCGUCCUCCAGACCGAUCCUUCGAACCUUAUUCAUAUGACAGAGUCGCUGGAGGAAGCGCUUCAGUGUGUUAAAUCGCAGCAUAUGCGCAAGAUUGUCAAACACGUCAAAUAAUGCUGUUUUCCUAAUUUGGAGUUUGUUUCCUUCGGACCAGAUUCGUGCUUUCGGUUUUUGUCGAGUCCUUACACUACGCGCAUAUAUGCCCUAAUAAAUUGAACAGUUUAUAGGUGCCUAGCUUCAAUUCAUGCCGUCAAAAGUAUUUGCGUACUGCAGAGUCGUUCGGCAAAGGUUGUUAGAUUGUAAACUUUUGGGUAAACCAUAGUUUAGGUUUCAGGCACAGCAACAUGUUACUUACGUCUUCAUUCACUCGAUAAAGCUUAAUAUCGAAGUGCAUGUUCAUCUUGAAAUCCACUGCUUGUGAAAUUGGUUAUAAAACUUGUGUAACAAACACUGUUGGGCCAUCUAGGUCUGUCACUUGUAACAUUUGUCAUGCAGUAACAGCUAUGUAAAUGCUUUUCGGGUUUUUAUGUUCAUUGCUUCUGCUUUUCCAGUCAAAAUUA
This is a messenger RNA of Ixodes scapularis (black-legged tick), 1538 nucleotides long. RefSeq names its product COMM domain-containing protein 2. The transcript has a single exon. The coding region runs from base 490 to 1092 and encodes 200 amino acids. The record is from RefSeq and is a predicted model, not a curated record. NCBI's taxonomy places the organism in Eukaryota, Metazoa, Arthropoda, Arachnida, Ixodida, Ixodidae.